GUGUCCCCGCGUCGGGGGGGGGGGGUCCGUGGCAGUACGGCUGCGUGGGGUAGCGUGGCGAGUCAGGAGCGUUAACGUCUCCUCAUCGUAGCGGUGGGCCGCGGUCAGGUUGCCCUGUCCUCGGGCAGCUGCUCUGCCUCGCCCGGCCCUUGCAGUCCCGAGCGCCGCGGCCGUGUCCGUGUCCGUGUCCGUGUCCGUGUCCGUGUCCCUGUCCCGCUGCUCCUCGCCGCGUUCGGCCGUUGCCGGUGCCACUGCGGCCGCGCUCGCUGUGCGCUCCGCCUCUGACGUGGCCCUGCUGGACUCGUUGUGGGUUGGAUGUAACGAAAAACUUCUCCAAAAGAGGAAUGCUGCCGUGCCACAGCUGCCCAGGGGGUGGGGGUCACCGUCCCUGGACGUGUUCCAGAGCCGCGGGGAUGCGACACUGAGGGACGUGGGCAAUGGGCACGGUGGGGUGGGCUGGGGUUGAACUUGGGGAUCCUAGAAUAUUUCCUGUGGUCACAGUGUCCCUUAGCGUCUCGAUUUCCCAUCGCAGGUGGUGGUUCCCCACCAGAGGAGCAAUGAGCCCGGGGCAGAUGAGGAUGCCGCUGCCCACAGGAACCCAAAGGGGACAGGCCCCGCAGCAGGCCUGCAGCAUCACAGGGAUGGGAUCCCGAAGUGGGAGGGACCCACAAGGAUCACUGCUUCCAAAUCCUGCCUCUUCACAGCACCACCCAAAAUGGGACCAUAUGCCUGAGCGUUGUCCAGAUGUCAGCCUGCGGCUGAGGAGGAAUCACGUUCCCUGGCCCAGGAGCUGUGAGCAGCACCACCGUGUGGCAUCGUUCCUCCUCACCUGGUAGUGCCACCGCUCCGGGUGCCCGGUGGGCUGCAUCCCCAGGGAGAGGUGUGAGAGGGGCUGUGACGGUGCAGGGCUGCAGCUCUGGGGGCUCACUGUGCUGUGCCGGGCUGGAGCUGGCAAGGCUCUGGUGAGUGGUGACAAAGUCCAAGGGAGGAAACAGGAAGCAAAACUCUGAUUCACUUUCAUUUUUGUAUUCCUGCAAGAAGCGGCUGCAGGAGCCAUUUGGCGGGCCGGGGGCUGAGGGCUGAUGGCAGACCAGGAACUGCUGAGAGUGCGCGCCGACUUUGUGAGCCGCGUGAGGAAGGCUGUGGUCUCCAAUCUCCUGGACGAGCUGCUGGCCCACAAGGUGCUGAACCAGGCAGAAGUGGACGAGGUGCAGGAGGGCAACCCAGUGACAACCGACAAGGCCCGCAGCCUCAUAGACACCGUACGCCUGAAGGGCCCUAGGGCCAGCUCCAUCUUCAUCGACAGCCUCAGGAAGCACGACAGCAACUUGGCGGAGCAGCUGAGACUGGGUGCUGGUGCAGAGUCCCCUGGUGCACCACCGGCUGCCCCCAGCACUGAGGGCUCCUCCGGCCCCCCCAUUAGCAGCCAAGACCUGCAGUGGAUGCAACAGUGCCCCCUGAGCAAGUACCGGCGCAUCAAGGAGGCAGAGGGAAAUCAGAUCUAUGACAUAUUCCUGCCUCGGGAGAGACGAACCCGUAGGGCCCUGCUUAUCUGCAACACCAAGUUUGAGCACUUGAGCCAGCGGGACGGGGCUGAAGUGGACGUGAAGGAGAUGACAAAUCUGCUAGAAUGGCUGGGCUACGAGGUGGAGUGCCAUGAAGACAUAACUUCCCAGGAGAUGACCACAGUCAUGAAGAAGUUUGCGGAUCACAAAGAUCAUCUGACCUCUGACAGCACCUUCCUGGUGUUCAUGUCACACGGAAACAGCGCUGGGAUCUGUGGGACUGAGAGUAAUGGGACUGUGGACAUCCUUUCCUUCAGCACCAUCUACGAGAAUUUCAACAACAAGCACUGCAAGGCACUGAUGGGCAAACCCAAAGUGGUCAUUAUCCAGUGCUGCCGUGGAGAAAACGAAGGAUUUGUGCUGGUACGUGACUCCACCAACUAUGAGAUGCCCGUUUUCAGCUCACACAGCAUAAGGACUGCAAGGCUGCAAGGUGAUAAAAUUAGAGAAGUUCACCUGGAGAGUGAUUUUGCCACUUUAUAUUCCUCCACACCUGAUACUGUCUCCUGGAGAAGCCCCACAAGAGGUUCCGUUUUUAUCCAGAGACUGGUGGAGCAGUUUCGAAACCAUGCCUUUAACAGUGACUUGCAGGAGAUGUUCCGAAAGGUCCAACAUUCCUUUGAAAACUUUCCUCGGCAGUUGCCAACGCAAGAGAGGACUACAAUGCUCAAGAAGUUCUAUCUCUUCCCAGGCCUCUGAUCUCCUGCCCACAGGAGCAGCAAAGAUACUCGGCACUAGAACACUACGCACACACCUGGUGAACAUCUCUCUUUACCACUCCAAACAGCCUGUGAUGCAAGCCUCUCCCUGUUUGUGACAGAUGCCUUCCGUCGCUCUGAGAGCCACUUCUGCCCUGUUUCUGACUUGGCUUGUUGACUAAUAAAAAGGAUUAGAACGCA
Messenger RNA from Numida meleagris (helmeted guineafowl), 2464 nucleotides. RefSeq names its product caspase-1-like. NCBI's taxonomy places the organism in Eukaryota, Metazoa, Chordata, Aves, Galliformes, Numididae. Bases 1083 to 2264 code for a protein of 393 amino acids. Gene Ontology annotation, molecular function: cysteine-type endopeptidase activity. The record is from RefSeq and is a predicted model, not a curated record. The transcript is spliced from 9 exons. Gene Ontology annotation, biological process: regulation of apoptotic process; proteolysis.